Messenger RNA from Heterotrigona itama, 4456 nucleotides. The record is from the annotation of a GenBank genome assembly. NCBI's taxonomy places the organism in Eukaryota, Metazoa, Arthropoda, Insecta, Hymenoptera, Apidae.
AUGGAAGAAUUCCUACUGGGAUACAGAGAAGUUGUGCCUGAUCAAACCGUACCAGAAAAAUGGCACGAAAUCACGUUGAACACGGGUAAAUGAUCGUAACCUCACUUUCAUCGAAUAAAUAAAAUUGUUCUUUAAGAAACAAUUAAGAUUAACUGUUCUUUACUCUAUGCCUAAGAAUUAUUUCUCAUUUACAAAAAUAUCUAUCGAUUCGACAACAUUACGCUUUAAAUCUCACGAUCUGAAUUUCUAACCUUACUUUUCAAAUAAAAAAUUAGUUACACGGUAUCUGUAUCUAUAAUUAUGUUAUUUUGCAGGUGGAAGUCAAAGUACUUUACAGGACAUAAAAGUUCCAGAAAGAGCUGGAGGCUAUUCAUAUAAUGAUGGCUCAAAAUAUUUUACACGAAAUAGAUUUAUUUAUUGGCGUAUUUGUCACGAUGUACUUGAGUUGGUUGAACACAGUUUAGAUAUCAACUUAGCUAACUGCAGAGUAAGAUAUAAAUUUACAGAUACACCCAUUUUGGAUGGUAUUUCUAUACAUGAAACAGUUAAUUCAGUCAUUGUAUUAAUAGCAACUGUUUCUAGUGUUCAUAAGUUAUCAUUUCCUCAUCCUGAAAGAAUACAUAAGAAUGAACACUCUUUAAGUACAUAUAAAGAUUUAGGUAUACAAUCAAUAUUUAGUGAAAUGUCUGCACAAACUGUGAAAAAAACUAAAGAAGAUCCUCACAUGUUUCAUGUAAUUACGAAUGCCGGAACUACAAAUUCUCCAGUUCCUCAUGCAGCUGCAUCAUGGUUCAUUCCACUACAAGAAGCAUUAUUUGCUCUUGCUUAUAAUUCUGGAACUAUACUUCUCUUAAGACUAGACACUAAAACUGGUCUUGUGCACACCAGUGAAUUAAAACAAGAUUCAAUAGUACCAAGAUUUCUUAGUGGUAUCGCAACUGCUUUCAGAGGACGUAGUUCUGAAGCUCAUGUGGCUAUGUCAUUAACUAUACAUAGUUGUGAAAAUGAUACAUAUUUGUUUGCUUUGUGCCGUGAAGGUAAUAUUCGGAUGUGGUCUUGCAAUAAAACUCAAUGCGUGGCCGUAACUGAUACAGCGAUAGAUAAUCGAGUUGCAUCUCAAGGUGCACAAGGCCAUAUAUUACGAAAAACAUUAGGCCCUAAUAAUGAGUUAUACUUAGGAAUUUUUUUAAAAUUUAAUACCAGAUGUGAAUUUAGUAUUUUAAAACCGAUUCAAGAUAAUGGCAUGUUUAAAUUUGUUAGAUUAUAUACCAAGUUUGCACAAGAUCAACAUUUAGUUGAUUUUUUCUUUACUACUACCCGAUUAUGGGCUGUCUGGAGAACUACUGAUAUGGAUACAGUUGAAGUAACACAUGCUCAAUUAUCAUUGAGCGGUGCGCGUGUUAACUCUGAAUGGGAAGCUGCAAUUCUAGAGCAAACACCGGAUAGGGACUAUAUUCUUAGCGAUGCUGAUACUGAUCCGAGACAAGCAUACAUCAAUUACAUUUUUCAGCCUGGACAAUUUUCUUUGACAGAUAUAACAAAAGCGUUGAACAUAUACCGAAGGUCCAAUUGUAUAGAAGAUAAAAUUCUUUCCGCUGCUGAAUUGAAAGACCGUGUGUGUAUUGCGGUAGAAGCUGAAAUACAAGCUGAAAUUAUGGAUUACGAACUGAUGGAUGAAGAUUAUUUAGAAAUUGCAAAUCGUUGUUGGUCAAAAUUUUAUUCUUGCGUCAUACAGUAUCAUGCCAACAGCACCAGGCCAGUGGGAUUAUUAUUAUUGCCAAGCGUUUAUGGGGUAGUUCUUCUUAAAAAGUCAUGCUUCUCACUUUUGAGACCAAUGGAAGCUUUGGAAUAUUUAAUGUUUUGCAAUGAAAAAUCAUACACAUCGCGAUUCAAGACAACGCCAGUUUUAUCGCAAGACGAGGAUAUAUGUCAGGAUCUCAUUACUUUAAUGUCAGCAUUGGUUCUAUUAGAGGAACAAUUAUCCGAAGAAACUAAAACAACGAUAAAAAAGGAACUGUAUCAUUUGAAAAGUCCAGAUAUCAUUAUUGACGAUUUAUUAUCAAAGCUGAUGUUAGAAUCAGAAGAACCAAUUAGUAAUUUUAUCACGCAUCAUCCUAGUUGUCAUAGAUUGUCAAACGUCAGAGAUAUAUCUAGCGCUAUGGCAAUGUUGUUGGAAACAUUAACAUACGAUCUUGGGCAACCAAACAAAUUACAUCUAAAUGAUGAUCAUGAUGCUUCGAAACUAUUAGUCAAUAUAAAUCACUUCUUCGGUAGCCAUUUGGGUAUCUCGGCAAUUUCAAAAAGUGUAGCGCAAAUAACGCAAUUGAGGUUUGCAAUUUGCAGGAAUUUAUCGAUUUUGCAACAGAUGAUACUGCUACGACCUGAGUUGUUUGAUUCGCGAUCUUUGCAUUCCAUAAAAUCGUCGCUAGCACCCAAGACAGUAGUGUUAAUGCAGGCUUAUUACGUUGUAACGUGGAUAUGUGAAUCCACGGCAUUACCAAUGCCUGUGCAAUCUCUAUUAGAUUCCAGUAUUCAGCGUCUAGCAUUAUUGAAGCUCGUUGAUUCGAGAGCAAACAUAGGAUUCAAGCAACAUCGAUCUUUAUCGUUACUAGAAUUAUUUAUACAAAGCAGUGGUGCGAAACAUGCUCACAAUUUGAUGGCUCAUACAAACCUAGAUGCGACUACAUUAAUUCCUUGGCAUUAUGGUAUGUUAACACAUAUCACCUUCAUUGCACAACUCAUUUGGCCAAGAUCUGGAAAUUUUAUUUUUCCUGAAUGGCUAUUGUCCAGUUGUCAGUUUUUAUUGGUCCAAGAAUACGUAAGGCUUCUGAAUACGUGGUGCGAGUGGAACAGUGCAUCGAGGAAAUUUAUAUUGGCGGUCGCAUUACUUGAAAUGGGAGAAGCACAAAAAGCUUGCGACCAUUUUCUUCGAGCUUCCAGAGGAAUUUUAACGGAUGAAUUUUUAACUGACGCCUUACUCGAAUCCAGCAUACUAUCCGAAAAUAGUUCGUUAGUUCAGUAUUAUCUAAAAGUUAUCAAAUUAUUUGAAGAACAUAAUGCUUUCGACUGUAUCAUAGAACUCGCCGAAACAGCUAUAUUAAUGGCUGAUAAAGACGAUCCUAAUUUACCAACACUUCACUCAAUAGUAUUUAUGCAACAUUUGAACUUGGGUCACCAUAUCAAAGCUUACAAUUGCUUAAAUUCGAAUCCAGAUGUUGCACGUAGAGUAGAUUGUUUAAGACAAUUAGUAGUAACUCUUUUUGAACGAAAGAAAUUAAUAGAUUUAAUUUCAUUUCCAUACGUCGAUAUGUAUGAAGAUUUGGAAAGAAUAGUAGAAGGUAGAGCCAGAAGUGUGGAUCUCAUGGAAAAUAAUUAUUACAAUUUUUUAUAUAGCUUUCAUGUAAAUAAAGGAAAUAUGCGGAAAGCUGCAUCAGUCAUGUACGAGCAAGCUAUGCGUUUGAGCCAAGAAUCGCAGUCCGUUGCAAUUGUAUCAAGGCAAGCUCAGUGCUUGUUAGCGUGUAUUAACGCGUUGCAUCUUGUCUCUGAAAAAUAUAGAUGGAUCGUCAGGCCUGUAAUCGAUCAGAACUAUUUAGAGGAAAUGGAUUAUGAAGUACAAACAAGAAGUAUUAGUAACGAAGAUGCUUUGCAUUAUGUAAUAAAGAAACAAGUUGAAGUUCUCGAAUUAAAUGACAUAAAAAGAGAAUACUAUAUUGUGGAUGCGAGAUUGAAGAUAUCGAAAAUAAAUUCAGAAUUGCAUGUUGUUUCGCAUGCUGGACCUUCGGAGCUUAUUAUCAUUCUACCGACUAUUGGACUGUACACGACAGCAUUGCACUUAUGCGAUGAAUUUAAAGUUAAUAAAAGUUCUGUGCUUGAAAGCCUUACUUCGCAGUGUAUACGGUUGAGCCGAGGAGAAGAUCCAAAUGCAUGGGACUGGCUCAUUCAAAACGAUAUAUUUGAUAUUGGUUUAUCUAAUACAAACAUCACGAACACUGCUUGGAGAUUGUUAGAAUAUUUAACGUUGAAACAUGAAAAUGAUAGAUGCAGUGAGUUGCAUAAAGCAGUGGCUCGGAAAUUACUUCAAGAAGGAGCUUUCAUACCUCAGUGGUUAUUAAUGUCAUACAAGAAACGAAAUGCUGCAGAACUUCUUCGUCUCAUGUUAAAUACUGGUAGAAUAUUAGAAGCUAGCGAGUUAGGAGUUGAAUACAUCAAUGCUGUUUUGGGUAAAGGUAAAGAAAAUUUUGGUCUUAAAACGCACUUAACGUCCGUAACUCCAGCAGUCUGGCUACCACUCAAUACUUUAGAAGUGUUACUGUAUGAAUUGAAAGAAGUUAGUGAAAAUCCUAUCUUUUCUGAGAGUUAUCAGAGAUUGCAAGAAGCAUUAAAUAACUAUGAACAAAAAGUGAUAAGGGUGUCGAAGGAUAUGAUUCAAAUAAAAUCGAGUAGCAAGAUUCGCUAG